AAUGAAAAUUAUCUUCACUGUGGGACAUAAAUAAAAUAAAUGACGGAAACUAACAUUUUUAAUGAGCGUAUUACAUGUUUUGUAUUGUAUAUAUUAUAUGUGUGAGCCAUAAUCAAAUCGUAUUAUAAUAAUGCGUUAUCCGUGCACUGCUGUUGCAAGUUUGCUUGUUUAAAUAUGGCCGACGCCCACGCCCACGCCCAUAAAAUAUUUUAAUUUUCAAUAAUUGAUGCACUGAUAUAUAUUUUGUAAAGAACUACAAAGAUUGAGGAGGGGAGGGGGAAUAUUGAUAAGCGGAAUGUCCCAAGUAAUUCCAAACACGCCCACACCACAAAUGCUGACGACAUCAACAACAAUGCAUCAGAGCACAAUUGAGAAAGUGAAACCAGCGCACUCCUUUCCCACAAUUGGUGAUGCGAAUCACAGAAAUGAACUGCCGCCGGCACCCGACGACGAUUUGCUUAGGGCCUCAAACCCAAAUAUGUUUGAGGCCCUAAGCGACCAUCUCAAGCACGAUGCGCCAAUGGAUCUCGAUAAUAAUGUACAUAACAACACGGCGGAGACUGACAACAACAAUUUAUUAACGAAUCGCGAUCCUCUACACUUUGAUGCUGGUGAUCCGAAAAUUCGAAUUAUGCCCUCGAUCAAGCUGAUGGCGGCACCGCAUGCAGCGGACCCCAAGCGUAAAUUCGUCUGUCCGUACGAUAAUUGCACGAAAAGCUAUGGCAAAAGCUCCCACCUACGCUCCCAUCUCACGUGGCACACGGGGAUUAAGCCGUUUGUGUGCUCAGAGCCGAAAUGUGGCAAGGGAUUCACACGAUCCGACGAGCUAAAUCGUCACCUGCGCACGCAUACGGGCGAGAAGCCCUUCGAGUGCAUGCAGUGCAGCAAAAAGUUCUCGCGGAGCGAUCAUCUGACCAAGCAUCUGGCGACGCACGAUCGCCAGUUGAAGAGCAGCAGCAGCAAUAGUCCGACGAAACGAAACUCCCUGGGCAACAGCGUGGGACGAGUGAAAUCGUCGAAGAAGAUUAUCUCGGAGGCGGAGUCGGGUUUUCAUUUUAUGGCCGUGCUCAGUGGCAAUGUCGAAUCGAAUUCCAAUCAAAAUAAUCAGCAUCAACAGCAUCAGCAGCAGUCGGCGGAAAUUGCUGCUGAUUUCGGGCAUACGCCAAUACGAAUCAAAUUGGAACGGCCGGAGCAUAGUGACAAAUAUCAGAUAAUACCGCCGCCGCUACAGCCACCGAUAACAUCGAUAGCCGAUAACCAGUUGAGAAGCCAGCAAUCGGUGUAUAGCGAAAAGCAGCAACAGCAGCAGGCCGAGGUGAAAUAUGAGCCUGCCGAUGAAAUUGUACGCACACUCUCACAACUACCGCCACAGGAUGGUCCCUCCACCUACGGCAUGCCUCAUUUUGUACAGGAUCGUCCGUUCCGCUGCCGUCACUGCGAGAAGCGAUUCAAGCGCCAAGACGAUUUGAAUCGGCAUAUUCGCACGCACACCGGCGAGAAGCCCUAUGCGUGUAAUCAAUGCUGUCGACGCUUUGUGCGCAGCGAUCACUUGAAAAAGCAUCAGCAGACGCAUUUAAAAUCCCAAUAGUUUUCAUAAUUAGCUUAAACAUUUAAGUUUCACGGCCAGUGGCAACCGAAUCACUGUUAGUUGAAUCAGGCAAGUGUGUUUUGUUUGGCAAAACGAACAGAGUACAAUAAAAUUAAUUCACAAA
This is a messenger RNA of Drosophila grimshawi, 1712 nucleotides long. RefSeq names its product zinc finger protein 391. NCBI's taxonomy places the organism in Eukaryota, Metazoa, Arthropoda, Insecta, Diptera, Drosophilidae. Gene Ontology annotation, molecular function: DNA-binding transcription factor activity, RNA polymerase II-specific; RNA polymerase II cis-regulatory region sequence-specific DNA binding. The coding region runs from base 296 to 1588 and encodes 430 amino acids. The transcript has 2 exons. The record is from RefSeq and is a predicted model, not a curated record. Gene Ontology annotation, biological process: regulation of transcription by RNA polymerase II.